Messenger RNA from Syngnathoides biaculeatus (alligator pipefish), 4638 nucleotides. RefSeq names its product protein phosphatase 6, regulatory subunit 2a (gene ppp6r2a). The coding region runs from base 747 to 3401 and encodes 884 amino acids. The record is from RefSeq and is a predicted model, not a curated record. Gene Ontology annotation, molecular function: protein phosphatase regulator activity; protein phosphatase binding. The transcript is spliced from 25 exons. Lineage: Eukaryota; Metazoa; Chordata; Actinopteri; Syngnathiformes; Syngnathidae. Gene Ontology annotation, cellular component: nucleus; cytosol.
CGCCAUUUUGAUUCGAAAAAAUAUGACUGAGUUUUUCCUGCUUUGCACGCUAAACUUAGCUCCGCGUUUGAAUUUGGUCCGAAUCAAACGCGCUUCGUCCGAACCGACAGCUACCGGAGCCGUCGAUGCCCGAGAACCCGCCCGCGGCCCGGUAACAGCCUCUCGGGGUGGAUUUUAAAGCCACGUUUUGAAAGUAACGUCGGGUUGGAGGGGGGGGGGGGCUAACUUGAAGCUAGCAGGCAGGCAGCCUCCUGUCCUGAUUGUCGCGGGUAAGCAGGCUGACGAGGGUGUUCUUCAAAACAAAUCACUAAACAUACGAGGCUCAUGCAUUGUAGCGGACGCGGCUAAUUGUUAGCUGGGGGGGGACCUAGUGCGAGGACUGGGGGGGGGGGAGAGACAAAAAAAAAAACUCCGUAACGUUCUAACGCAGAAAAAAAGGAAGAGGCACGCUGUUGAGAUCCUAUCAAAGAGCAUUAUGGUCUUAAAAAGAGGCCGUUUGGAGUCGGUCGAGGCCAGGGACGACCGAGCCAUGUGGUGUAGACGUUAAAGGUUUUGCUGAGCCUCCCAGUGUCCCAUCUCCGCAAGAGGCCUUCAUCUUAAAGGAGACCCAUGCUGAUAAAUGCCAGGCUUCGCCGCAUUUUCUGUCUUCUGCACAAACACAAAUGCCUGCCUGCCCGUGGGGGAGGUCUGAUUAAAGAUAUCCACAUUUCAUUCACUGGGCUGUGUACCCCAACCCGGCGGCCAUCAUGUUUUGGAAGUUCGACCUGCACACCACGUCCCACAUCGACCAGCUGUUGGACCGGGAGGACGUGACGCUGCGCGAGCUGAUGGAGGAGGACGACGUGCUGCAGGAGUGCAAGGCCCAGAACCGCCGCCUGCUGCUCUUCCUCUCCCAGGACCACUGCAUGCAGGAGUUGGUGGGCCUCAUCACCACAGAACCACCCGCAGACCUGGAGGAGAGGAGCCGCUUUAAGCUUCCCAACGUCGCAUGCGAGCUCCUGACCUCGGAUGUGUCACUUAUAAACGAUAAGCUGGGCGGAGAAGAGUCUCUCCUGGAGAUGCUGUAUCACUUCCUGGAGCAGGACCCACCCCUCAACCCGCUGCUCGCCAGCUUCUUCAGCAAAACCAUCGGCAAUCUGAUCGCCAGGAAAACGGAAGAGGUGAUCACCUUUCUCAAGAAGAAGGAAGGCUUCAUCGGUCUGGUGUUGAAACACAUAGAUGCGUCCGCUAUGAUGGACUUGCUACUUCGCCUCAUCAGCUGCGUAGAGCCUGCCCCCUUGAGGCAGGAGGUCCUCCAUUGGCUGAACGAGGAGAAGCUGGUUCAAAGACUCAUAGAGCUUAUCCAUACCGGUAAAGAUGAGGAGAGACAAUCAAACGCAUCCCAAACACUUUGUGACAUUAUUCGCCUUAGCCGAGACCAGGCCAAUCAGAUGCAGGAGAACACGGAGGCCGACCCACUAUUGGCCGCGCUGGAGUCGCAAGAAACGGUAGCGGGACUCCUCAAGAACAUGUUUGAGGGCGAAAGGAACGAGGCUUCCAUCGUAAACGGAACUCAAGUGCUACUUACCUUACUGGAGACCAGGAGGUCCGGGUUGGAAGGGCUGAUGGAUCUGUAUUCUCAGGGUUACGAAAGGUCUUACACUGUCAACAGCAGUAUUUUAAAUGCCAUUGAGCCCCAUUUAAAGAAUUUCCAGCAGCUUCUUCUGGAUCCCCCAAAGAAAGGUGCAAUACUGACCACCGUCGGCGUUCUAGAUCAGCCACUGGGGAACGCUCGCCUUCACGUGGCCCGACUGGUGGCUGCCCUCCUGCAGACCACUUCCCCCGGUAUCUGCCAGGAGCUCUGCGACCUCGGCACCAUGGACCUACUACUGGAUCUGUUCUUCAAAUACUCGUGGAAUAACUUUUUGCACUUCCAAGUGGAGCUCUGCGUGGCGGCCAUCCUAAACCAUCCCUCCUCAGAAGAGCGACCCAACCCGGGUCUCCAGAACCACGACGGGCAGCACGCGACUCCGACCGUGGAAACUCACGCAGAGUCGACCGUGUCGGGUGGGACCAAUGACCCGCAGGCCUCCCUCCACAGUACCCUCGUGGCACACCUUUUCCAGAAAUGUCGAUUGGUACAAAAGAUCCUCGAAGCCUGGGAAGACAAUGAUAAAAUACAGGCUGAGGGUGGCACCAGGAGAGGCAACAUGGGUCAUCUGACUAGAAUUUCCAACAUGGUGGUCCAGAACCUGGAGAAGGGGCCAGUACAGGCCCAGAUCGCUGACCUCAUCACAGAGCUGCCAGAGGACUGCAGAGGUCGUUGGGAGAGCUUCGUGGACGAGACCCUGAGAGAAACGAACAGAAGGAACACAGUGGAACUGGUGAGCACGCACAACAUGCACUCCUCAAGCGAGGAUGACGACAUGGAGAGCCCUUUCCCCAACGACCUGUCCCUCCAACAGGCUUUUUCUGACUAUCAGAUCCAGCAGAUGACCGCCAACUUCGUGGAUCAGUUCGGGUUCAACGACGAGGAGUUCAGCGAACACGACGAAAACAUCAACGCCACAUUUGACAGGAUCGCAGAAAUAAACUUCAAUUUCGAUUCCGACGACAACAGCGCCAACGCAGCUGCUUUCGAGGCCUGUUGUAAAGAGAGGAUACAACAGUUUGACGACGGCGACGAGGAAGAGGAUAUUUGGGAGGAGAAGGAGAUAAACUAUGCAACACAAGCAAAAUCCAGAACAAGGUUCGGCGUGUCCCAAACCUCAGAAGGAAGCUCUCGGAGCAGUCUGGAAAAUGGUGGGCAGGAGCAAGACUGCGGUUCUGAAUCAGACGAGGAGGAAGAUUUUGACCAGACCGCUUCUGACGCAGGUCCUGGUUGGACAGCAAAUUUCAGGGACUCUGAUGGAAUCACGGCAUCCCAGGCUCCGUCAGGGUGGGACGCGCUUCCCGCUGGCGGUGGAAACGAAACCCAGGAAACGGGCUGGGCCAAUUUCACGGCAUUCCAGCCUUUCUCGAGCGCAGAGAUGGAGCACAGGUGCAGCUCCCCAGUGGACGCUGGAGGCAGCGACGCAGAUAAACAAGCCAAACAAAACCACGAGAAGGGGGACCCCAGCUCCGCUCUCUGCGCGGGGCCUUCGGGGGACGCUCCAAAGGAUCCUCCCUCCGCCUCAGACGUCAACUCGCCCGGAGGCUCCGACAGCGAGGAAGUCGUCCCCGCCUCAACUGUCGUCUCAAAAGCGCCGGCCCUCACAAGUGAGGAGAGUCCUGUGUCCCUGGAGAAACUCAGUCUGUCCGAUCCCGCCGAGGCCUCUGAGCAGCAGCAGCAGCCGCCUGAGGAAUCGCCUGUAACCCCACAGACCGGCAGGAAAGAGGAGACGCCACCCCCCCAAGAAGUGGCCGUCAACGGUCCGGUGUGAACACGCGCGUGCGCUUCGGCGGGGGAUGUUGAAAAUGAACUGUAAGGCUCCUCCCAGAGUGACUCCUUUUAAAGUAAACCUCAGUGCAACUCCAGUGUUUUUUUUUUUUUUUUUGACCGAAUCACUCUGCCACGUUAUUGGACCCGGACACUGCCAAUUGACACCAGUAACGAGGCGGCGGAACAUGUAAAAAAAAAAAAAAAAAAAAAAGAUAUACAUGAAUAUAUAUAUAUAUAUAUAAAAGAAAAAGGACAAAAACACAGAACAGCCUGUAAGAUCUUCAAAGGCCCCCCCCCCCCGUGUUGCACAUGAAUACGUGCGGUUUUAAUGUAGCAGCAAUCUUUGGAUUGGGGGGGGGGGUAACAAUAACAGCAUCAUUAUUUUUUUAUGUCCAAAACGAUUUCUCUUAUUGGUAGAACGUGACAGUUUGGCUUUUACAUUGUGGCAAGAUGUCGGGAUAGCACAGGAUACUAUUUUUCUCUUUGUUUUUCAUGCGCCUCAAUAACAAGCCUGUUUAUGAAUUUUUUUUUUUUUUUUUUUUGACAAAGCACUUGUUCAGCCAUUUCCUGCCUGUUCUAGCACAAAAUCAGUGUUAAACAUUCACCUUUUGCGGGCUGUAUGUUUCCACUCAAAAGCAUUUUGGGUUCACUCUAUUCCUGUUUACUUCAUUAGUAAGAUAUUUUCUUUUUAUUUUUUGGGGGGAGGGGGAGGUUACUUUGCCGUUAUAAGAAACUUCUCCAUCGGGUGUCUGUCACGAAGGAUGAGGGUCAAGGAAACGGAGCUGUAAUAGUAUUAGUUUUUAGCUCAUUAAUGUGCAAUAAUAUCAGUCAUUUCCUAAUUUAAAUUCAACCUAUUUUAAAAGAAAUCACGCUGGCAGUUCUUUGUAGGGUUGCUCGAGUAGAAAACCUUUUUAAUGGUAUGUCUUUUCAAUUGAGUGCAUGUGUAAGUCAGCUCAGACCUUCUGAUUGUAUAGAUCUUAACUUCCUCCCCCAUGAAUUUGUUUUUAAUCAGACAAACGUCUUUUACCAAAUAUCCAAGUGCGAAUUUCCAUUUUACAGGUCAUUUUACAAGCAAUCGGACACACUCUUUUCGUCGGUUUCAAUCUCGCUUGCUCUCUGCUAAGGACACAGGAUAGAAGUGUGGCAUCUAGAAGGAGUGAUGCUGUAUUUUUUUUUUCUUCAGUUUUCUCUGUUUAAUUUAAUUAGAACUCAAGGCUGCAGGUUUGGGGGGGGGGGGG